AUGUCCUCGCGGGCGCGGCUGGGUGCGGCGGCCCAGGCGCGGGCUGUGCGGGGCGCCCGGCUGCGGGCCCGCGCCGCGGGGAGCGCCGUCCAAUCAGCGCGCGCCUGCCGCCUGGCCCCGCGCGCGGCCCGGCCGGGUUCGCGCCGCCCGAGCGGCUUCCGGGCGCGUUGCCUGGACGCGGUUGCCGUGGCAGCCCGAGCUGGAGGCUUUCCCCGCGCGCCCGCGCCCAGCCCGGCGGCGCCGCCCCUCCUCCCUCCGCGUUCCCACACCCAAAAUAGCCUCUCCGCGUCGCUGCCCCCCCCCCCCCCCCCGAGCUGCCAGCCCAGCCGCGCGGAGUUGGCGGGCGGGGAUUUCGCUCAUCGGGAAAUAAAUCCCGCGGUGGGGCUGGACGACUUGGAGGGAUUGGAGGGAGGGGUGGUGACACGGCGCCGGCGGAGGAUGCCCGCCUCGGUGCUUGCCCUGCGACUCUCUCCGGGGCCCCCGCGCCCCUCGCUCCCCGCCACCCCCUGCAGACCGGGGAGCAGCUCUCUGAUGGGGCCACCGUCUGGGGACGCCCCACCUGUGCAGAAUCUAUGCUUAGCUCCAACACACAACGGUAAAGAAGAGGAAGACACGGCUCUCUGCACUCCUAGAGCUUACAGCUUGACACGCAAUUAUUUGUUUUGAAUCCUGAGAAGACAAAAUUUAGUUCGCAAUGAUUUGAGUCUAUCCACGUUUUUUCCACUAUUUUUGUAGGCUAAAUUUCAAAAUCUAUCCAGAAUCAUUGAUCGUGACUUAUUACAGGAAAUGGAUUUUUUUGUAUUACUUUAACUAAAAAGCUCUGAUGUAUCACAAAUUACUUUAUACUGGCAAAGAUUACUAAAAAUAGUUUCAUCAAAGAGAACAAUUUUAUAAAGUAGGUGGCU
This is a messenger RNA of Canis lupus familiaris (dog), 905 nucleotides long. Its product is annotated as atherin-like. Bases 1 to 666 code for a protein of 221 amino acids. The record is from RefSeq and is a predicted model, not a curated record. The transcript has 3 exons. Lineage: Eukaryota; Metazoa; Chordata; Mammalia; Carnivora; Canidae.